Messenger RNA from Cavia porcellus (domestic guinea pig), 3094 nucleotides. RefSeq names its product potassium inwardly rectifying channel subfamily J member 1 (gene Kcnj1). NCBI's taxonomy places the organism in Eukaryota, Metazoa, Chordata, Mammalia, Rodentia, Caviidae. Gene Ontology annotation, biological process: regulation of monoatomic ion transmembrane transport; potassium ion import across plasma membrane. The transcript is spliced from 2 exons. The record is from RefSeq and is a predicted model, not a curated record. Gene Ontology annotation, molecular function: ATP-activated inward rectifier potassium channel activity. The coding region runs from base 693 to 1868 and encodes 391 amino acids. Gene Ontology annotation, cellular component: plasma membrane.
GGGAACAAAUAAAUCAAUAGCUUUGGCUAAUCCAGGGUGUGUGAAAAACGCCUUCUGUAAAUCCCAGGUUUUCCUGAAUAAAUCCAACAAUAAAGCUUCCUUUAAUCUCACUUUCUUACAUAACCGUGACAUUUAUAUAGAGAGAUUAACGCGGUGUCUCGUUUCUUUCUGGUGUGAUCUUGCUUUCAUCUCACAAAUAUGUCCCCAUCUAUGUUUGUGUAGUUGCCAGCAGCACUGUAAACACUUGGAAAAUUCAGCAUCUCAGUGUGAUUUGGAAAAUAAGCUGGGAGAUGGAUGAUAACUAUUUCUGGCCCGAAGUUAUGUGGCAUGACUUAGGAGAACAGCGAGAGAGCUGUAGAGCGUGGCAAAGGAAAGGAGAGCAAUACCGGAAUCCAGUCCCCACCUGCUGCCCGGGACUCGAGCUGGUGGUUUGUCAUAUCUUAGCAUGACGGUAUUCAAGCCAUGUGAGGUUAGGGGAGAUAUAUAUACCUAGCUGGGGGCUUGGUCUGAGAACAACCACCUACCCUGGGCUAAGCCACACAACUCCACCAUGGAAUUAAGUGUUUUCAAGCUGAUACAAAUUAGCAUCAGUCAACCGGCUGAAGCCUCAGGUACAUUAGACUGGGUCUCAAAGACAUCAGCCUGCAGCCGGACCAGCUGCCAACACCACCAUUUCCUUGCUUUUCCCAGCCAUGGAUGCUUCAGGGCAGAAUAUUUUUAAGAUGCUGAUCAGGGUGCUGACAGAAAGGAUGUUCAAGCAUCUUCGGAAAUGGUUUGGUGCUCACUUUUCUCGGCAUUCUCGGCAGAGAGCAAGGCUGGUCUCCAAAGACGGGAGAUGCAACAUAGAAUUUGGUAAUGUGGACGCACGAUCAAGGUUUAUAUUUUUUGUGGACAUCUGGACCACCGUGCUUGACCUGAAAUGGAGAUACAAAAUGACCGUGUUCAUCUCCGCCUUCUUGGGGAGCUGGUUCCUCUUUGGUCUCCUGUGGUAUGUGGUGGCUUACACUCACAAGGACCUCCCCGAGUUCCAUCCUCCUGACAACCACACCCCCUGUGUGGAGAACAUUAAUGGCAUGACCUCAGCAUUUCUAUUUUCUCUGGAAACUCAAGUGACCAUUGGGUACGGAUUCAGGUGUGUAACAGAACAAUGUGCAACUGCCAUUUUUCUACUAAUAGUCCAGUCUAUUCUCGGAGUUAUCAUCAAUUCUUUCAUGUGCGGUGCCAUCUUAGCCAAAAUCUCCAGACCCAAAAAACGCGCCAAGACCAUUACGUUCAGCAAGAACGCAGUGAUCAGUAAGCGGGGUGGGAAGCUCUGUCUCCUGAUCCGAGUGGCUAAUCUCAGGAAGAGCCUCCUUAUUGGAGGUCACAUAUAUGGGAAACUUCUGAAGACCACAGUCACUCCCGAAGGAGAAACCAUUAUUUUGGACCAGACCAAUCUCAACUUCGUAGUUGAUGCCGGCAAUGAGAAUUUAUUCUUCAUCUCCCCACUGACGAUUUACCACGUCAUUGAUCAUAAUAGUCCUUUCUUCCACAUGGCAGCAGAAACCCUUUCCCAGCAAGACUUUGAGUUGGUGGUAUUUUUGGAUGGCACAGUGGAGUCGACUAGUGCCACCUGCCAGGUCCGCACAUCUUAUGUCCCAGAGGAGGUGCUCUGGGGCUACCGCUUUGUUCCCAUAGUUUCCAAGACCAAGGAAGGGAAAUACCGAGUGGAUUUUCAUAACUUUAGUAAGACAGUGCAGGUGGAAACCCCACACUGUGCCAUGUGUCUUUAUAAUGAGAAGGAUGCUAGAGCCAGCAUAAAGCUAGGCUAUGACAACCCCAACUUUGACAUGUCAGAAGUCAAUGAAACAGAUGACACCGAAAUGUAGCAGUGGCCUUCACCACGAAGCUUUUCCAGGUACCUACUGCCUUCAGCAUUGUGAUGUAAUCAACAAUUUGGAGUUAGGAAUACAAAACAAGAACCUUCAAAAUAAACCAGUACAGUGAUCCCUAAACUGGGCAACUGUGAUCUUACAAGAUACAUGACUCUGCAGGAAUACUGUGUAAGCACUUGUGUGAUGCGUUCAUAUGAAACUGCAUGUGAAAGCCCCCGGAGUCCACUUGGAAUUUUGAAUAUGAUUAUUUUAGGUCAUUCUGUGUUGAUGGGAGGAGAUGAAAUCAUGAAGAGUCUCAUGGACAGGCCAAAAAAGAUAGUUUUGUGUUUUUAAGUUUCCUUGAAAACUGAGCUUUAAAUAGGAUCAAGGGACAACUAGUUUCAUUUUGAUUCUGGUAGGAAAAAAGUCACUUUUGUUUUAACACUGACUCUUAUCAAUGGAAAGUUGUGUCGUGAGUUGGAAGAGAUGAACAAACAAACCAAUGACAAUAAGAAGAGACUGUUACACAGUGAAUAACUUGGGGAUUUCAUAUUCUCACGCCCUGGUUAUUGGAGCCUUCGUCUGAAUCUGGAUAGUGUGUGUCUUGCUAGGAAGAAUGGAAAGCACAGUCCAGGGACACUGUAGGACACGAACUUGCUUUGCUUUAUGGUGUAUGCAGAUACAGCAGCUCGCACUAGGCUUUGUUCCAAAUAAAAUCCUGCGGUACAUUUAGGGGAGGGUAGAUCUGUGCUCCAGAGUCUCCAGGAGCUUCUUCUUGCACAAUGGAAUGCUUGAGUUGGAAACAGGGGUGAUAUUUCUUUCAGUCUGCAUUGGAUGGGUUAAGGAUCUACAGAUCCUGAAGGGUAUUUCCUGCUCAUUUGAGGCAGUAGUAAGGAUUUUGAGAAUGCAGUCAGCCUGUACGGAAUGCUCAUGGUUACAGUUUGUCUGCCUGGGCUUUGCACUGAAAUACUAUUUCUGAAGUGGGGAAGACAAAAGCAGUAAGAUGUGGCCUCGUAGUCAGGACAUUCUAAGGCCUUUGUAUUUCUAAAAGCCAUCCCCCUACCUUCCUAAAGGGACCAAUCUAAUGGAAGGAUUGUCCCUAGGGGAAGGUUUUAAUGUGAAUAUAUUACAUAGCUCCCAAUCUGAAUUAUUUUGUAUGUAUCGUGGAAAAAAAAUGAAAAUCAAAGUUACUUGGGAGUCAAAAUGAUUCAGUGUGUUAAUAUAUUAAAUUUCUGAAACUA